This is a messenger RNA of Paramecium pentaurelia, 915 nucleotides long. NCBI's taxonomy places the organism in Eukaryota, Ciliophora, Oligohymenophorea, Peniculida, Parameciidae. The record is from the annotation of a GenBank genome assembly.
AUGAAGAAGUCUUCAUCUCAAAGAAUACUUGUUACAUAAGAUGAAUUUCUAAGAAUUCAAUCCUAUGUCAAUAAAUCAAUUUAAUCUCAUUCUAAACUAAAAAUCAAACCAAAAUCAAUACCUUAAUAAUGUUAAUUCAAACCAGAAGUAUUAAUACUUAUAUUUAUAGAUUAACAAAUAAUCAAUUAAUUUAUAAAGAACAAUAAAUGAUCUUUAUAGAUGGAAUCUAAAUAAAUUAUAAAAAAUUAACUAAAUAAAAGAAGAAGAAGUAAUUAUAUAUCAUCUAUCUAGAUAAGAGAAAUCUAAAAUAAUGCUAAUAGAUUAACUCAUCAAAUCACUUCUUCAUCUGUCUUUAAUAGACUCUAUCAAACCAGGAAAACUAGUGCCUACACUAUUUGUAAUUAGAUAUAUUAUAUUAGAAUAAUCCAAAAGAAAUACUCAUCAAGAUUAACCCUAUUAUACUAAAAACAUGACUAAAUCUAUGUAUUAAGAAUAUCAAAGAUAAUUCUAACAUAUCCAUAAUAAUAUAUAAUCUAAAUCUAAAACAUAAACAACUGAAUAAUCUUAAAUGCAAACACCUAUUUAAUAUGAUCUUGAUUAAGAAUUACCUCUUUCAAUUAAUAAUGUAAUAAAUCUAUAUUUAUAAUUAAAAGAUGAAAAUAUCAGUUCCAAUACAUUAAUAUUUUGAUCUUAAUAAAUAAAUUCAGAAUUCAUCAGAUCAAUCCAAUUUAUAAGAGAAAGAUAUUGAAGUUAUGGUUGAAAAGUAUUAUAAAAUUAUAAUCUAGAUUGAAUAAUUGGUAAGCUAAAAAACUAGAAAGAGAAUUAUUCAUUGCUUAAGAAUACAAUAAUUAAUAAAUAUCUGGUCAUUCGUAGAAUCAACCAAAGAAUUAUUCGAAUAUAUUUUUAAAUAUAUGA